Messenger RNA from Triticum aestivum (bread wheat), 4790 nucleotides. Its product is annotated as disease resistance protein RGA5. Lineage: Eukaryota; Viridiplantae; Streptophyta; Magnoliopsida; Poales; Poaceae. Gene Ontology annotation, biological process: defense response to other organism. Bases 479 to 3289 code for a protein of 936 amino acids. The transcript has 5 exons. The record is from RefSeq and is a predicted model, not a curated record. Gene Ontology annotation, molecular function: protein binding; ADP binding.
UCGUUCCUCUGCCGGCAUCCUCACCUACUCGAUUCUGUUCCCCCUUUCUCCUUGAGAUCUAUCUAGAUAGAGUGCACGCGUCGCCGGCGUCCGUUCCUUCUCCUCGCCGGGGUGACGCCGCCGCAACUACUCCGCGGCCGGCCGGACGUCCUCCACGGCAGAUCCAUCCCGACAGGCACGUACGUACGGCCCCGUCCACAUCCCAGCUGCCGUGCUUCCAUCUCCUGCUGUGCCGCCGGCGCCGGCGCAUCCCGCUAGGUACGUUCAGUCGGUGUAGUAAUGCUUCGAUCUUCCUCUGAAAUUUCAGGGUUCAGAUCGACGGCCUGCACUGCUACCAGUCAGGAAAAAAAAAUCCUCUCUUCACUGCUAACAGCACGGCCAUGGCAGCAGCUCUGGUCACCGGGCGUGAAGAAGAAUUAAUUCCAGCUUCCCCAUAGUGUGCAAAUUUAGCUGUUUUCGGUGCAUUCCACGGAGACACAUGGCGGCGAUGGAGGCGGCUCUGGUGAGUGUGGCGACGGGGGUCCUGAAACCUGUUCUGGGGAAGCUGGGCGCUCUGCUCAGCGAAAAGUACAAUCGUUUCAAGCGGGUGCGCAAGGAUAUCAAGUCCCUCACCGAUGAGCUUGCCGCCAUGGAUGCCUUUCUCAUGAAGAUGUCAGAGGAGGAGGAUCCUGAUGUACAAGAUAAAGUUUGGAUGAAUGAGGUGCGUGAGCUGUCCUACGAUAUGGAGGAUUGCAUCGACGAUUUCAUGCAAAGCGUUGAUGACAAGGACCCUGAGCCAGAGGGCUUCAUAGAGAAGAUCAAGCACUCGCUAGGUAAGUUGGGGAAGAUGAAGGCUCGCCGUCGGAUUGCCAAUGAGAUCCAUGAUCUGAAGAAACAGAUCACUGAGGUGGGCGAGAAGAAUGCAAGGUACAAGACUGAGGUGGGCAAGAGGAAUGCAAGGCACAAGACCGUCGAAGCCUUCUCGGAGACCAUCGAUGGAACCAUUGACACUAGAGCUCUUGUCAUCUUUGAUGAUGUGUCAAAGAUUGUCGGAAUGGACGAAUCAAAGACUGAGGUUAUCAAUUUGUUGACUGAAGAGUACGGACGUGGGUCAUCACGACAACUGAAGGUAGUAUCUAUCUUUGGGCCUGGAGGAAUGGGCAAAACAACUCUUGCAAAUCAAGUGUAUCAAGAGCUUAGGAGAGGAUUCGUCUGUCAAGCUUUCUUAUCUGUGUCGCGAAGUCCAAGCAUUAUGAACAUCCUGAGAACCAUAUUCAGUAAAGUUAGCAACCGACCUUAUGCUGGUACUGAAGAAGGGAGUGUGCAGCAACUUGCUAUCAACAUAUACGAGUUCUUACAAGACAAAAGGUACUUUAUCGUUGUUGAUGAUAUAUGGGAUAUGGAUACAUGGGAUGUUAUUAAGUGUGCAUUCCCCAUGACCAGGAUGGGUAGUAGAAUAAUCACCACUACUCGGAUAAACAGUGUGGCAGAGGCAUGUAGUUCAUCAUUCAAUGGCCAUGUUUAUGGUAUAAGGCCUCUUGAUAUUGUGUACUCUAGACAGUUGUUCUAUAGAAGACUAUUCAACUCUGAAGAACAUUGCCCUUCGCACCUUCAAGAAGUUUCUAAUCAAAUCUUGCAAAAAUGCGGUGGCUUGCCUUUGGCGAUCAUUGCAAUUUCUGGUCUGCUGGCUAGCAAACAGAAAACAACAGAGAUAUGGAAUGAAGUGAAAGAUUCAAUUGGGCGUGCACUUGAACGAAAUCGUAGCGUUGAAAAUAUGAUGAAAAUUUUGUCACUUAGUUACUUUGAUCUGCCUUCUCUUCUCAAAACUUGCCUCUUGUGCCUGGGUAUAUUUCCAGAGGAUACUGUUAUCGAGAAGAAAUGUCUUAUAAGGAGAUGGAUUGCUGAAGGGUUAUUUCACAAAGAAGGCAGAUAUACAGUACAUGAGUUGGGGGAGAUGUGUUUCAAUGAGCUUGUCAAUAGGAAUUUGAUCCAACUGGUGAUUGACGAACACCAUAAGCUGAAUACUUGUAGAGUUCAUGACACAAUUCUUGAUUUCAUCAUAUCCAAGUCCAUUGAAGAUAACUUUGUUACUUUGGUUGGGGUUCCCUUUGUACCAGUUAAUGUCAAACGGAAAGUUCGUCGGCUCUCUAUCCAACUUGAUACACAGGGAAAUUGUAUCGUGCAAAAAAGAAGACUGGUAUUGUCCCAUGCCAGAUCACUCAAUAUUUUUGGAAAUUCAGGGGAAAUGUCUCGAUUGGAUGAAUUCAGGCAUUUGCGUAUUGUAGAUUUUGGAUGUUGGGGUUCCCCCUACAAUGGAAACAUCGAACACCAUAUUAAAAAUAUAGGGAGGUUGCUUCAUCUAAGGUACCUGAACCUAAGGGGAACAAGAAUAUCUGAGCUCCCAGGAGAUAUCGGGUGUCUACGUGGCCUAGAGAUGUUAGAUAUAAGAGGCACCUUCGUAUGGGAACUGCCAGCAAGUAUUGUAAAUCUAGGGAAAUUGGUGCAUCUAUUGACUGACUGCAAAGUUACAUUUCCUGAUGGAAUUGGGAAGUUGCAGGCACUGGAGGUGUUGAAAUGGGUCGACUUUUCAUUGCAAAGUCUUGACUACAUGCAACAACUUGGACAGCUAAGGAAUCUGAGAAGGUUGUUCAUUGAUGUCAAUGAACGUGCAAGGAGACUUCCUGUCUCUUCCUUUUGUGACUUUAGCUUGCUGGAGAAGCUUGGUUAUCUGAAAAUAAAAAAUGGGAACACAUUCUUACCAUUGGGAACUGCGUGCCCUGUUGCGCCUAGCCUUCAGAAGCUCGUCUUAAUUGAUUCGCCAGUCCUGCAUGUUCCGGAUUGGAUGCGCGCACUUGUCAACCUUCAAGAGUUACGCAUUGAAGUGAAGGGAAUCACGCAGAGUGACCUUUGCAUUCUCGGAAGCUUACCUGCUCUGCUCAAGCUGGAACUAGAAGGGAGAUACCAUGAUUCUAAAGAUAGAAUGCUGACAGUCAGUGCUGAAGCUGGGUUCCCAUACUUGACCAAGUUCCGAUAUUAUGCAGACCAAGAAGGAAUAAAUCUCAAGUUCGCAGCAGGCUCCAUGCCCAACCUAGAAAUGCUUGUGAUCGUGCUACGUGCGUGUAGAACUGAGGCACUCGCUGAUUGUUUUGAUUUCGGGAUAAAGAAUCUGCCCAGACUCGUUACUGUCGAUUGUACAGUAGAACAAGGCGACUGCAGCAGUUUUAAGGCUGCUAUGAAGAGUGCAGGCAGCACACAUCCCAACCGCCCUACUGUACUCUUUUCGCAGCACAUCGACGAGGACGAGGAUUAACAUACUCAGGUUGUCUGUCUUCUCGUUGUUCCCAUCCCAGCACAAGCUUUUGCGAGGAAGGGGACUGAUGCGCUGCCAGGUCGCUCUUGCAAAGCACACCUGCCCAGUAUGCCCCUACAAGAUUCCAAAAUAAGUGUCGUGGUUUUAGUUCAAAUUACUGUAGAGUGGAGGGAAGAGUGGGUAAGGUUUGAAUUCCCAGGGGGGAAGGAGAUGGACGGCCAGGAUGCGCGGCACACAUCGAUCAUUUUCAUUUAACAAAAAAGGUGCUAUUGAGCUUACACACGCACACAUGUUAUCUACAUGUAUUUGAUUGCCACACAUCACACCAUCACAAGACACCAUGCAUACAUAGGCUUCUUGUACAGGCUAUGCUUACUGGAAAUUACCCAGAUUUUCACCAGCAUAGGGCACCGAAACCUUGCACAGGCCACCGCCAAUGUAGUCGAAAGCCAGAGAGAUAGCCGACAAAGCAGAAAGCCCAGGCAGGAGCCUCUUUCUGUCCUAUCAGCUUCCUUGUUGUUCCUGGAUCUGCAAACUCACCACCACCACCACCACCACCACUACUACUACUACUACUACUACUACUACUUCCCAAAUUGUAGGAAAUAAAACUAACAGGGAUAACAUUGAGUUUCAGCUGAGGCUUGCGUCGUCGGCUAGGUCAGGGCAGGGGUGCUCGCAUGUCUCUCAGCUUUUGGUCCGGGGGGCAGGGAGGGCACGUGGCAUGGCGUCGGCGCCGGCAAGAACACGGCUGUGGUCGGCACCCUGCCGGCAGCUCGGCACUCAGAGUAGAAGGAAAAUGGAUAAGGAUUACAGAAUGAGAGAGGUGAGUGCACAACACUUCACUGUGCCCAAGUAUCCUGAACCAGUGCUAGAAAGACAUACAGACAGCAGUACUUCACAUGGAAGGGAAGCCGGAGGCCAAGAAUAGCAGGUCCUGUAGGUGCAUUACUGAACACCGUGAGAGCCACAACCAUUCUAUGUCUAUGACGAUGGGAGACAAGGUGCACUGGUGGUCACACAAGCACAUUGAUGUGCACACCAAGGAUAUGAUAAACAAGUUGAGGGAAAAUAAUGUUAACUUUCUGGGUUAUCUCAACCCAACUCCCAGAGUAUACUUGGCCACAGAUCUUGGCUGUGCUCAUAAGAAAGAAGUUGCAUGGAGUACUACUAGUUGCGAGCAUGAGCACAGCACCUCUCUCGGCCUGUGUGUGUAGACACCAAUACGCGCGCACACACAGGACAUGACAAGAGCACUAAAGCAGAGCAUAGAAAACAGACUAGGAAAGCAGAGAAGCCCUUUCUUUUUUUCCUUUCCUUUUUGAUUAACUGCUCAAGCACAUAUGAAUGUUUUUUUGAAUUUUCAUAUGAAUGUGCUUAUACAGCAGUCCAGCUACAACAAGUUUAAGCUACCACGUGGUGGGUAUCUGGCGAGCUAUCACAUGUGGGCCCAGAUUUAUGAGACCGAUUAAGGAAAUUAACCUGCCGGUUCUUCUGUACA